UCUACCGGUACUUUAUUCAUGUCUUCCCCGGUUUCGGUGCUUUGAUAUGUUUAACACGUUGAGCGCCACGCGAAUUUUUAAAGAAAUCACCGUCAGGCCACGCGCGCUGCUUAGAAGCGCUGGUAUUGCGGUAUAGCACUGCGAAGCGCACUACUAACAUAUUGAAAUUUAUUCGAUGCAGAUGUGUAAAUAUAUCAGGGCCAUUGUAUCUUAUCGCAGUAGAAGAUAUUUACGUUUCGAAUGAAAUGCUUACAUUCAUUCAACACGUUAUGUGCCAAGUCUGUUUUAUCUUGUUUAUCGUUCGGCCUGCUAGAUAAGAUUUCAUGGAAAUCGGCUCGCGGCCGGGGUUCUGUUUACAACAAAUUCUUUGCGGUUCUUGGUCCAGUGCAGAUAGAAAAUUUUCUUUAGCCUUGAACGUAAAAAUGUCAGUCGAAGAGUGUGAAAGCGAUAGCAGUGAAAAUAUUUUUGCUAAAAAACGGCCUAGAGUGGAUGUAUUUUUAUCAUCUGAGGAAGAGGAGGAGAAUGUUGGAGAAUGGCAUGAUCCGAGGGGUAAUCAACCAAACAUUGUUCCUUUUACACAUCCUUUUGGAUUUGUAAGUGAAAAUUUGCAUAUAAGGUCAGAUAUAGCGAUAGAAACCUGCUAUGAAUUAUUUGUGCCGGGCAAAUUGUUCGAGGAAAUCGCCGAACAAACGAACUUACAUGCAUCACAGCAAUUAAAAGGUGGAUGCACGCAGCGCUUGGUAAAGUGGACAGUGACAAAUAAAAGUGAAAUAAAGAGAUUUUUUGGGCUAAUUCUAUGGAUGGGAUUAGUGAAAUUACCAGCCAUAUAUUUAUAUUGGUCCCAUGAUCCUGUGUAUAUGCAAACGUUUCCGCAAAAAAUCAUGUCUAGAAACAGAUUUGAACUGUUAUUGAGAAUGCUACAUUUUGCAGAUGACAGAAACAGUAAUGGUUCCAAUCGUUUGUUCAAAAUACAACCAGUUAUAGAUACUUUGGAAAUGAAUUUUAAAAAAUAUUACAAUCCAACCAAGGACAUGUGUAUUGAUGAAUCCUUGAUUCCGUUUCGUGGCCGCAUUAUAUUUAGACAAUAUUUAAAACAAAAGCGCCAUAAAUAUGGAGUCAAAAUAUUUAAGUUGUGCUGUGAAUCGGGUUAUACGUAUGCUCUUCGUGUAUAUACAGGGAAAGCUUUAGAAAAAGAAAAUACUACGCCUACUAAAAUCGUAAUGUCUCUUUGCAGAGAUUUAUUCGAUAAGGGACACACGCUAUACACUGGCAACUGGUAUACAAGCUUGGAAUUAGCGGAAAAAUUAAUCAAUAAAAAUAUUCAUUUAGUAGGAACAUUACGUUCAAAUCGACAAGGAAAUCCGCAGCAAGUAAUAUCGAAAAAAUUAAAACGGGGAGAAAUCAUUGCAAAAGAAAAUAAACAAGGAAUAACGAUUUUAAAAUGGAAAGAUAAGCGGGACAUCCUAGUUCUAUCGACAAAGCAUUCAUCAGAAAUGGUGAAUGUUGAAAGUCGAUCAGAACACAAGUUAAAACCGCAAAUUAUAGUCGACUAUAACAGAGGAAAGGCAGCUGUCUACUUAUCCGACCAAAUGAAUGCCUACAAUAAUCCACUAUGCAAGUCCAUGAAAUGGUACAGAAAGCUAGCCUUUGAACUGUUAUUGAAUACUACAGUUCUAAAUAGUUACAUUUUAUAUAAAGAUAUCACGAAGAAGAAUAUCAGUAUUACUGAAUUCCGGGAAAAAUUAGCAGUACACCUUACAAAUUGCCGAGAAGAAGACAUUCCAUCUGGCAGUAUUGCAACAACUUCUAAAAAACGACACAAACACCAAAAACAACCUGGAAAAGUCUCUGCAGUGCGAAAAUAUUGUAAAUUAUGUUAUGAAAAAAAUGCGAAACAAUCUGGUAGAGCAAUGGCCAGAAAAAUGACUAAACAAGUUGUCACAUUUUGUGAUACAUGCGAAGGACAACCGUUUUUAUGUUUACCAUGUUUCAAUAAAAUCCAUUAAAAUGCAUUAAUGAUAUAAUCCUGUAAUAAAUAAAAAUUAAGUAAAUUUUAAAUAAAUUUUCAGUAAUUACUUAAAAAAAUGUAAAUUUUUUAGUUUUAUAUCAUAUUUUACGCCGGUAACUGACGCGGCCUAAACGGAAAGUUCAGUGUCAGUCACCGGUGACUGACGUGGCACUCAACGUGUUAAAUUUCUCAUGUACGACAAACAUUUGCUUGGACUUUGCAUUUUCGAGUAAAAUGAAUUACACAGCGAUAAAUGAGUCGAGGACCGAUCGUUUGUUGAUGUUUACACCGCGUGCACCGCGAACGCAAGAACGUCAACGAUUCGAUUUAAUUGCUCUAUUGGGAGAGGAAGAGGAAAUUGACAUUUCGGGAUUGAGCGGUAUAACAUGAUCGUCUUAUUUUUUAAUGUAGCAUUAUUAUUUAAGUUUAAGAUAAUUUGCGAGAAAUUCUCUAAAUUCAAGUAUAGCUCGAUAUUAAUGUGCGAACGGAUCAACAAUUUGGCGUAUCCUGUUUUAUUGAAAAUAUUCACAAUAUCUGUUUUUAGUUGAAGCAGCUGGGAAAUUUAAUACAUACUUGAAAUUUUAUAAAAAAACUUCACGGAUCUGGUAGGUCAAACGUGGAACAUAUAUGCGGCAUCUGCUCUGUUUGGUUUUCAACGUGAUGACAUCUUGAAACUGUAUUCAAAGAA
Molecule: messenger RNA, 2696 nt
Organism: Dinoponera quadriceps
Lineage: Eukaryota; Metazoa; Arthropoda; Insecta; Hymenoptera; Formicidae
Product: piggyBac transposable element-derived protein 4-like
Exons: 2
Coding region: 324-2006 (560 amino acids)
Source: RefSeq, a predicted model, not a curated record